This is a messenger RNA of Pelobates fuscus (common spadefoot toad), 1647 nucleotides long. RefSeq names its product loricrin-like. The record is from RefSeq and is a predicted model, not a curated record. Lineage: Eukaryota; Metazoa; Chordata; Amphibia; Anura; Pelobatidae. The transcript has 3 exons. The coding region runs from base 1 to 1647 and encodes 548 amino acids.
AUGGGGGUCCAAGGAAUGCAUGGAUCUCUUCUAUGGUUGGUAUUUGGAGGGACUUUAGCUCUUAUAUAUGGAAAUCAAAAAUCUGUGGCUCUCAGUCUUCAAAAUAAUCACCUUCUUAAUGGAAUAAACAAAGAUGAAAUUUUGAAUUACCAAAGUGGAAGAAAUGUUCAAAAUUAUCCAACAAGUUGCAAUGAAAUAAAGAGCAGUCAAAAUGGCCUAUAUGUGGUGGAACCAGUAGCAGGAAAGCAGCUAGUUGUACAGUGUGAGCUAAAAUCAUAUGAUGGGAGAUGGACAGUAAUACAGAAAAACAACCAAAAGAACCCAAGGCUAUGGGAAGCUUACUGGGAAAGCUACAAAAAGGGAUUUGGAGACCCAAGAGAAGACUUUUGGUUGGGCAAUGAGAAUAUUCAUUUGUUGACAAAGCAGCAGUUGCACCGUAUCCAGUUCAGAUUGCGCACAUCAGCAGGAAUAGUCUACACAGCCAACUAUGACACUUUUUGGCUUGAAGCAGAAAGCAAUUGUUACCGUAUUCGGCUUGGCCAGUACUCAGGAAAUGCUGGGGAUGCUAUGACUUCAGGGGAACCCAAUGCAGGGCAUGACAACAUGAGAUUUUCAACCAGUGAUCGGGACAAUGAUUUAUCAGGGACAAAUUGUGCCUACCUUGGAGGGGGUGGUUGGUGGUAUGACAAUUGCAGAUUUGCUAAUCUUAAUACAGGUAAAGGUAUUUACUGGCACCAGUUGUGUCGUGGAGAUUGCCAGUCAAGUGAAAUUCUUAUUCAGCCUGUACACAUAUGUGCUGAAUAUGGAGCAAUGCUUGGCAGUGGAUAUGUGAGAGAUGGAGGGGAUGAUGGAGUAGGUGAUGGUGAUGUUGCAGUAUUUAGGGUAAAAAGAGGUAGUGGUAAAAAAGAUAAGAAAGGGGGAAACAGUAAAGGGAAAGAUAGCCAUGGAAAAGAUAGCCAUGGGAAAGAUAGCCAUGGAAAAGGUAGCCAUGGUAAAGAUAGCCAUGGGAAAGGUAGCCAUGGAAAAGGUAGUCAUGGGAGUGAUAGUGAUGGUGGAAGCAGCGAUGGAGGAGGUAGCCAUGGGGGAGGUAGCCAUAGUGGAGGCAGUCAUGGAGGAGGUAGUGAUUCAAGAGAUAGUGAUGGAAGUAAUAGUGAUAUCAGCCAUGAAGGAGAUAGUGACGAGGGAAAUGGAGGAGGUGGUGAUGGGGGAAAUGGGGGAGGUGGUGAUGGGGGAGGUGGUGAUGGCGAGAACGGAGGAGGUGGCGAUGAAGGAGGUGGUAAUGGGGGAGAUGGAGGAGGUGGUGAUGGGGGAGGUGGAGGGGGUGGUAAUGGUGGAGGUGGUGAUGGAGGAGGUGGUGAUGGGGGAGGUGGAGGGGGUGGUAAUGGUGGAGGUGGUGAUGGAGGAGGUGGUGAUGGGGGAGGUGGAGGGGGUGGUAAUGGUGGAGGUGGUGAUGGAGGAGGUGGUGAUGGGGGAGGUGGAGGGGGUGGUAAUGGUGGAGGUGGUGAUGGAGGAGGUGGUGAUGGGGGAGGUGAAGGGGGUGGUAAUGGUGGAGGUGGAGGUGGUGAUGGAGGAGGUGGCAAUGGGGGAGGUGGAGGAAGUGGUGGGGGAGGAGGGAAUGUUGAUCCAACACCUAAUCCUUGUGGAUGA